AUGGAAGAACAAGAUAUAACCGUACACAAAAAAUUAACUUUUUCAAUUGAUAAUAUACUCGACAAACCACAACCAAUAUUUAUUAAAAUAAAACAUCAUCAUUUACUUAUCAAUGGUAACGAUGAAAAACAUCUAUCGACUGACGAACAUAAACAUACUCAUUUAAUGAAUACUGAUGAUGACUUACACGGUUGUAGCGAUGGUUCAGCUUCAUCAGCCAGUGACGAUGAUGAAAGUUGUUCAGAAGAUGGAAUAAUAAAUCAAUAUAAUCAGCAUGAAAUUGUUCAUAGAAAAAAAAAGACACGUACAGUAUUUUCACGUACACAAAUAUUUCAAUUAGAAACAACAUUUGAUCGAAAACGAUAUUUAUCUAGUGCCGAUCGAGCCAAUUUAGCUCAAGGUCUACAUCUUACAGAACAGCAAGUUAAAAUUUGGUUUCAAAAUCGACGAAAUAAACUUAAACGUCAAAUAGUUGAAGCAAGUCAAUCAUUAAAUUCAGUUGUUGCAUCUUUACAAACUCCACCCUCGUCGUCAAAUAAUUCCAUUAUAAAACAUCCUCUCGUAUUACCCAGUGAUUAUUCUUCUUCAUCAUCAUCAUCAAAACAGCAUCAUCGUUUUGAUCCAACAUCGUUUUAUGAAUUAGCUACUCUUGCUGCAGCACAUGCAGCAGCUGCUUUUCAUAAUCAUAAAGCACAGAGUAGUACAACAUUCCAAGAUUUUGCCAAUUCUCUUUCUACUCAAACAGCCGUUUAA
Molecule: messenger RNA, 753 nt
Organism: Rotaria socialis
Lineage: Eukaryota; Metazoa; Rotifera; Eurotatoria; Philodinida; Philodinidae
Source: the annotation of a GenBank genome assembly